This is a messenger RNA of Uranotaenia lowii, 2171 nucleotides long. RefSeq names its product zinc finger protein 3-like. Gene Ontology annotation, biological process: regulation of transcription by RNA polymerase II. The record is from RefSeq and is a predicted model, not a curated record. Bases 84 to 1514 code for a protein of 476 amino acids. Lineage: Eukaryota; Metazoa; Arthropoda; Insecta; Diptera; Culicidae. Gene Ontology annotation, molecular function: RNA polymerase II transcription regulatory region sequence-specific DNA binding; zinc ion binding; DNA-binding transcription factor activity, RNA polymerase II-specific. Gene Ontology annotation, cellular component: nucleus. The transcript has 5 exons.
AUGGAUUUGAGUUAAAGGAAAAAGGGAAAAAGUGUAAAUAAUAUUAUGGCUUUUGUUUUUAAAAAUUGAAUUGUAUCAAAAGCAUGGCCCUUCAAAGUUCAGUAGAAAAACCAUCAAUAGUACUAACAGAUUACUCAACGAUGAAACCAGUAAGGUUCGUCAAACAGGAAGAACCGGAAAACUUGUGCGAAGAUCUGAUGGAUAAUACGAGUGAAUUGUCUACAGUGGAAGAAAUUCGGUGCUACUUUUGCUACGAAUCGGUUCCGCCAUCGGUCGCCAGUUGCUCUGCGGAUAAAGAUUUCCGGAGCAAAAUCGAGUUUGUCCUCACCGUGUGGCUAGGAAUGCUUCCUUCGGAUCCGUUAACUUGCUGUUCGGAUUGCCGAUUGCAGUUCGAUGCUUUUCAUAGGUUUAAAACGACAUGCUUGACGACGCUGUCUCAUUUAUCGGCGCUAGCUAUUUUCCCAGCUAGAGGAAGAUGCAAUCCACCGGUUGCUGCAGAAAAGCAGGAGGAGAAAAUUGAAAAUCCUAUUGAAGGUCCAGAGGCUCUUGAGGACAGUAGAAAUUCAUUCGAAGCUGAAAAUUCACAAAAUCAAAGAAAGGUCUUGACCCCAGCUGCAGAAAACCAGACAGUAUCCGUCGAAUUGGUUAAGUGUGAAUUUAACAACGAAAGUUCACAGCUUGAAUCUUCAGCUACCGAUUUCGUUAAUUGCGAAUCAAACAACGAAAGCUCACAGAUGGAAUGCUCAACGGAACCUGAACAAUACACUUGUAACAAAUGUGGAAUAGUCUGCCGAUUGGAACACAACUUUAGAAGCCAUCAAGAGAGAUGCAACAGUCAAAGUUUGUUCGAAUGUCACAUGUGUGAGAAAACGUUCACAACAUCACAAAUGUUAAAAUAUCAUUUGAACAUCCAUAAUGGAGAUCGUCCAUUCCGGUGUCGUAAAGUCGAUUGUGAUUGGUCAUUUCACGCGCCGAGCAAUCGUCUACAGCACGAAAGAAUCUGCGGCAAACAGCAAGCGUAUGAGUGUAACAUUUGUGGCCGAAUGUGCAUCACGAGCAGUAACUUGGAAAAACAUAAGGCCAGCUGCCGAGGUUCGGAAGGUUGGCCCUGCGAGAUUUGUUCAAAGAUUUUCCCCACUAAAACUCGUUUGGAGUAUCACAUGAGAAUUCACACAGGAGAAAAACCUAAUUCCUGUCGUAAGGGGUGUGGCGCUAGCUUUCGAACCCCUAGCAAUCAGUACGAACACGAAAAGUCCUGUGGCAAAUCGGCUCAGCUCGUGUGUCAGCUGUGUGGCGUCCAGCGGAAGACGAAGAAAACUCUACAAAAACAUAUGGAGACACACGGGCCGCCCAAAUACCGUUGUAACGUUUGCGACAGAAUGAUGAUGACUAAAAUAACUUGGCACAAACAUCUUUUGAUGCAUAAAAUGGAAAGGAAGAACUCGGCGACUGCAGGAAAAAGUUCCGACGGAGAAGGGAAAUUUAAUAGUGAUAGCUCCAAUAACGCUCAAUGAGUAGAACUUAUUUAACUUUAACGUCUGUAUUCCGAACUUGCACUUUUUCAAACGUGUUAUCCAAUAAAGAAAGACUUUGUUCAAUGUUUUGCGUAUAAAAACACAUGAAUAAGAAAGAUCUUUUGCUUAAAGUUUUUUUGUCAACACAGAAAUCUGAAGAUUGCUCAAUAAGUUUUCAUGAAUUGGAAAUUAUAAAUCUCAAUAGAUUCUUUUUUAUAUGAAAUAAGUUGAUGAAAAUCUCAGAAAAACAGAAAAGAAAGAAAAAAAAAUGUAAUGAAGUAUAGUUUUACCAUAGACAAUCAAGCAUAACAAUAACUUUCCUUAUUUCAAGAGAGCUCUGGUCUCUCAACAUAUGGCAUUCGGAUCAACAAAACUAGACUUAUUCCUUUGUUCAUGGAAUGAUGAGUCUUCUGAUCGUUUUGCGAAAAAGACAAAUAAUUUAACGCAUAAUAGUCUUCUAAGCGGUGAAGCAAAAUACAAUAUAAGUAAAUAAUUUCAGAGAUUACCUGCAUGGAAGAUUGCAUUACGUGUUUCACAUACGUAUCUGGAACUUUCCGGCCUUGGUCACGUACUUGACACCCUUGAAGGGUUUGUACUUUUCACCGUACAUAUCCAGCCGAUUCACCUUGAGUCCGGAUACGGCCAGCUGGGAGAUGG